Molecule: messenger RNA, 1214 nt
Organism: Vigna unguiculata (cowpea)
Lineage: Eukaryota; Viridiplantae; Streptophyta; Magnoliopsida; Fabales; Fabaceae
Source: RefSeq, a predicted model, not a curated record
UCUGGUCAUGAAGCAAAAUUAAUAGAGUCAAGGAGUCCCAAACGGGUAUCAAAUUAAAAGAAAUCCUUGUCAUUUAAAUUUUGAUAUAAGUUGAAAUUCCAUGAAAGCCAAAACAAAUAUUGGACACUGAAAAUUCUGGGGAGGAAAAUUUUGAGAUUAAAGGUGAUAAAGGCAUGGAAAGGCACAAUGUAAGGGGCAAUUCCUUUUAUUGUGUAAGUAAAGGGAGAAAUUAGGAUUUGUUGUGGUUUUGAAACACGAAGAACCAAAAUCUUGAACUUUUUGACCUUCAUCUUUACCAAUAUAAAUCUUAUGAGGCCUUUCAAAGUGGCUAAAUUGUUGUAUAUUGCGAUUAUCCAGUUGGAGUUACCAUUGUCACGUCUUGGACUGAUGAAUUGGUCAUUGUGGCACUUGGGACAACUUGGUUAGUACCAAGUUAAUGUUAAUUUAUUGCAGUAGUGGGACUAACCCAACUGUUUGAUUCAAAAUUUCAUUCCGAAAAAUGUUAUUAGAGAAAUUCCGAAAUUAAUAAUUCAAAAAUCAAAUUUACAAGGGUCAAAAAUGGUCAUUUUUUUGAAAAUUGAUGGGGUGAAGUUAUUGCCAUUACUUGUUUAUUCUGAAAAUUGGGCCGGUGUAACAUAUCCAAAACAGAAAGCCCGUACCAUUAAACGCUGAAACUGAAACCACAUUCUCUGCAGAAAUCAAGAGUGAAGAAACGAUAAUGAGACCUGUUUCUCAGAAAUGGGGCUACAUUCGAAUCAUGGCCGGUACAAUCCUUGGAGGCAUCCUCGGAUUCUACGUUAUGCACCGUGUUGAAUCUAACUACAAGGAGAGAAUGAACGAGAGGCUGAGAAACUAUGAGGCUGAAUUGAGGAGGAAGAAGGACGAGAGAUUGAACGAGUUUGAGGAAUCCUCCAAGUUUUGAAAAAUUGUGGUUUUCUUUUCUUACUUUUUGAUGUUCUCUUUUUCUUUUUAUGUUUGAUUUAUGAGAAUAAUUGGAAAAAUUCUAUCUUUGUAUACUAGAACAUCUUUAACGAUGUAUAGUUUCUCCCUUUUCAUAUGCUGUUGAAAGGGCUUAAAAGCCUUACUAUUAACCCAAUUUCAUAGAACUGAAACAUGCAGCUUGCGUCAAACCUAAGAAAGAGAUUUGUAUAGUAGAAGAUAAUGCAGAUAAAUGUAUUAUGUUUGAAUUUAAUGGUGAUUAAUUUAUGUUGGAA